CGUCGGUCCCCGCCUCCCUCCGUGCUCGCGGAGCCCGUCUCGCCGUGUCCCUCGGCGGGAGCCGUCGCGGGCGGGCUCGUUGCGAUGUCGCUGUGGCUGCGGCGGGGCCGCGGCCCGGAGCGCUGGGCGGCCGAGCGGCGGGAGCUGCAGGAGCGCAGCCGGCAGCAGUGGGAGAGCACCAGCCGCGCCUUCGCCCGCGCCGCCGCCGCCUGCUCCCUGCAGGCGCGGUGGAGCCAGCCCCGCGUCCCCCCGCCCAGCGCGGAGGCGGCGCGGCGGGACGCGGAGGAGGCGGCGGCGCGGCUGGAGCGGCGGCGGGAGCGGCUGCGGCGGCUGCUGGGCGAGGAGCGGGAGGCGCUGGCGGCGGAGCUGCGGGAGCGGCGGCAGCGGGGCGGGAUGCGGAGCCAGGAGCUGCGGGACGGGCCCGGAGAGAGCGGGAGGAAGUUUGCUGAGCCGCCGCUGCAGGAGCACUGGAACAAAAACAACGCGGAGCUCCGAGAGGCAGAGUCUGAGCUGCACAAGAAGCACGUGGGGAAGGCUUGGGGUGAUCAGCUAACACAACAAAACAAGGAAGAGGUGACCAAACUUGAAGAGAAAAAACGUUAUGAAAACGAGUAUGAAACGGCACGAGGGGAAGCGCUGGAAAGAACAAGCCAAGAGGAAGAGAAGCCUCAGCUGGAGAAAACCUUGCUUCAGCAGAUAGAGGAACUGAAACUGCAGGAGACAAAGGCAACAAAGCUGAAAAAGGAACAAGAGAAUUUAUUAAAGCAGCAGUGGGAGCUGGAGAAUUUGGAAGAAGAAAGGAAACGAAUGGAAGAGCAGCGAAGGAAGAGCGAGCUUGGUCGCUUUCUGAAGCAUCAGUGUGACGUCCAGCUAAGGAGACGAGCGCAGCAGGUACAGGAGGAGCUGGAGGCAGACAGGCAAAUCUUAUCAGCCCUCCUGGAGAAAGAGGAGGAGGAUCAGAGCUGGCAGAGCCCACGGCGGGGACGGGCGGUGGCAGACGUGGCCUGGAUGAAGAAGGUCAUUGAGGAACAGCUCCAGCUGGAAAAGGAGAGGGAAGCAGAGCUUGAGACUAUCUUCAGGGAAGAAGCAAAAAAAAUAUGGGAGAAGAGGGAAGAAGAAUGGGAAAGAGAGAAGGGGGCCAGAGAUCGCCUGAUGAGUGAGGUCCUUGCAGGCAGGCAGCGCCAGAUCCAAGAGAAGAUGGAGCUAAACAGGAGGGCCCAAGCAGAAUCCAUUAAAUAUCGAGAGCAGCUGAUCAGAGAACUCGAGGAGGCCAAGGAAGGGACUCGUCGGGACAAGGAGCAGGAGGAGCAGCAGCAGAGAGCCCACAGGAGGGAGCUGCAGGCACAGGGCACAGAGCACAGCUUGGGACAGGAGGAGCAGCAGCAGCAGGGAUCAGCCCAGCAGCACCUGGAGGCCAAGCAGGGCUGGCACAGCAGGUUCUACAGUUACCCAAGAGCAGCCUGGACCUGAGGAAUGAGCAUGAGAUGCAGCUCCAGACUACAGAGAGAAAACUCUGAGGACUCAAGGAACUCCUGAAAUAAUGGUGCUUCUGGAAUAGCCUACAGUGAGAUCAAGACUUGACUCAGUAGAUUUCUGAAAACAUUAGUUGUGGCCAAAAUGAAGAGAAGUGAAGAAGUGAACUGCUUCACUUUGCAUUCUGGAGUUCUGCUCAUGUAUUUCAGUACAUGAGAGGCUGAAGCAACCCAGCAAAUUCAAGGGCCCUGUGGACCUGAGCCACCAAAGAAUCUGUGUCUCCCCAGGAAGAAGAGCUGUGGGGCUGUGCCAGACUCCCACUUUGCAGAAUCAGGCUGUGCCUGGGUACUCAUUGGACUGUGAGGAGUUAAUUAAUAAUGUACGUUGCUAAUCAGCCAGAUCAUGUGUGCUGGGGCAGCAGUGCUUGUCCACUUCCUCUCCAGAAGGUGCUGGAGACUUAACCAUUGUUUUUCACUUGUUUCAUAAAUAAUGAAUAAUUGAAACCUGAACAAGGAUUUGGUUUUGUUACAUGAGCAAACUACAGCAGGAACAGGAGAGGAGAUUGAGUUGAUUAUUGCAGUUCAUUCCUUGCUCUUACCAUCCACAACUGCAGACUGACAUCAGUCCUGUCACAGUGCACAAGGAGCUGUUACAAAAACUGGCAGCAUUUUCCCCAAGAGUAGAAACCUUUCCAGAGAUCUUUAGA
Molecule: messenger RNA, 2179 nt
Organism: Zonotrichia leucophrys gambelii
Lineage: Eukaryota; Metazoa; Chordata; Aves; Passeriformes; Passerellidae
Gene: TCHP
Product: trichoplein keratin filament binding
Exons: 12
Coding region: 85-1470 (461 amino acids)
Biological process (GO): apoptotic process
Cellular component (GO): keratin filament
Source: RefSeq, a predicted model, not a curated record